UUACCCCUUUGGCAUUUUAUGAGUUUCAUCCACUUUCCUCCUGCUUUAGCACACCUCUAUAGCUUUCUUCUCACAAAACCACUCUCUCUCUCAAAAUCAAGGUACAGCUUUCUCUGGAGUACAGCUUUCAUGGCAGUCUUACUUUGAAUCAAUUCUCUACUAUAACCAGUUAACUGCACGGAUCGUUGCCAUUAUCGAUCAACCAUGAUGGGCAGCACAGGCAGCGGAGGUGCAAAUGACGUGGAAGCCGGAUUUGCGAAGCUUCAGGGCGAGGACUUCGAAUACUACAUGCAAACUUACUCGAUAAUUUUGGGUAGGAACAGUAAGAAAUCGACGGUUGACGUUGAUCUUUCUAGCCUUGGUGGUGGCAUGAACAUUUCCCGCCACCAUGCCCGCAUCUUCUACGACUUCCAGCGUCGUCGCUUCGCUCUCGAGGUCCUGGGCAAAAAUGGAUGCUUUGUCGAAGGGGUUCUUCACCUACCCGGAAACCCACCUGUGAAGCUCGAUUCCCAGGACCUUCUUCAGAUCGGAGACAAGAAGUUCUACUUUCUCUUGCCUGUUCGAAGUAUUCUUGGAGGCUCAGUUCCUCCUCGACAUAUACCGUCGCAUCAUCCUACUCCGCCAAUGCCGUCUUCGGCUGCCCACUUGGGUCCUCCUUCCCGUUUCACUGCACCGCAUCCGCCGCCGAAGUUUGGUAAGAAGGGGAGGAUUAGGGCAUCGACUGAUUACAUGGAUGAUGAUGAUGAAGACGACGACGAUGUUGGGGGUGUUAUCCCCGCUGCGAGCAGGAAGUUGCGGAGGCCGGGAGAUGGCCAUGAAAUGUAUGGAUAUGGUGGGGCAGCUGCUGGAAAGCCGGGGCCUUCUCCUGGACCAUUGGAGAAAAAAGGAGAGGCAAGGUCAAGGGCUGAUAGAGAUGCAGAUAAUCACCAACUUUUGCAGUUAGAAGAAAAAGAUGUCGUUUCAUCUGUUGCUACUGUGCUUUCUGAUCUUUGUGGUCCAGGAGAGUGGAUGCCCAUGGCAAAACUUCAUACUGAGCUGUUAGAGCAGUAUAGCAAUAUCUGGCAUCACACUCGUGUGCGAAGAUAUCUCACUUCUGAGGACUGGCCUGCCAAUGAAUCCAAGGGCAGACCAUGGUAUGGACUGCUUACAUUGCUAAGAAAAUACCCGGAACACUUCGUCAUCAACACAAGGUCCAAAGGACGGGUGACAUCAGAGUUUGUUUCAUUAGUUUCCCUGCUUUCCUAACAUCACAAAUGUCACAAGGUCCUUCACUAUGGUAGCGGGAAAUUAGGGAUUCGGGAACCCCUGAAACUAUAGUUG
Messenger RNA from Macadamia integrifolia, 1320 nucleotides. Its product is annotated as FHA domain-containing protein FHA2-like. The transcript is spliced from 3 exons. Bases 205 to 1245 code for a protein of 346 amino acids. Gene Ontology annotation, biological process: regulation of ribosomal protein gene transcription by RNA polymerase II. Gene Ontology annotation, cellular component: nucleus. Gene Ontology annotation, molecular function: sequence-specific DNA binding; protein binding. The record is from RefSeq and is a predicted model, not a curated record. NCBI's taxonomy places the organism in Eukaryota, Viridiplantae, Streptophyta, Magnoliopsida, Proteales, Proteaceae.